Molecule: messenger RNA, 1500 nt
Organism: Letharia columbiana
Lineage: Eukaryota; Fungi; Ascomycota; Lecanoromycetes; Lecanorales; Parmeliaceae
Exons: 1
Coding region: 1-1500 (499 amino acids)
Source: RefSeq, a predicted model, not a curated record
AUGCACCAGGUCUUUCCCAAUACCGGAAAUUCGCUUCGCUCCUACAUACCACCCAAAACAGUUUCACUUUCGCAGACUUUGAGCGACAUCGCCAGCGACCCAUAUGCUUCUAGUCUACCCCAGCAUGCCUCCCAGCGUUAUCUUGAACCACCGGACACAGUAUCGAUAGCACCACCAACGCGCUACGCAUCUAUAGCUGACUGUCCUAUCGCCGAGCCGACUAAAUUACAUCACCGAACCGUCACAGAGCCAGCCCGAUCCACCAGUGACCUGCCACCUCUCAUACGUCGAUCUUCCGACUCCAGAAACUUGUCCACUGCUCAAUUGUCCGUCAUACCUCAACUUGACCCCUCCUCGCAACUAGACGAUUUCCACCCCUCUCCCCAGCAGUCGCGGCAGUCAUCGCCAACGCGAUCUAAUAGAUUCUCUGUACUCACAGGCAAGUCAGAAGAGAAGGCUGGAAAGCUCGCGGGUUGGUUUAAGGGCGAAUCUAAACCUAUCAGCGUUGGAAUCAUACCGUCGCCAACGAAGGAGAAGAGUGAUCCUCUGGACAGCAUCGCAGAAUCGUCCGACAUACGAGCUACUAACCUGCUGCAACGGCUCUCGACUACGCAGGUUAUGCCAAAGCCUGCAAUGGCGAGUCGCUUCUCUUUCUUCUCGAGCAAAGCCUCCUUGGUGAAACCGAUACCGCUGCCGGACGAGCUCAGCGAUGAGCUUCUCGAAAUGGACGUCAGCGCCGCCCUGUUCCCCAACGAACCUCCAAACCCCUUCUCGCCCGCUUCUUUCAAAAAUCUACAACAGCAAGCUGAGGGUUUGCUAUCGCGAUUACAGACGGCCUACAAAGAGCGCACAAUAGCACUGCGCGAUAUGAUGGCGGAGAAGGAGACUGUAGCGGAAGAGUCGGAAGGCGUUGAGACACGUGCUAGACAUUUGAAGAUGCAACUCGAUGGUAUGACAGCCAAGUUCGCUGAGCAAGACGAAGCCAUGAUGAAUUUGGUGGACGAGCUAGCACAGGAGAAGCAAGCGCGCCGAGAAGAAGAGGAAGCGAGAAAGAGAACCGUACGAUUCGUUGGGGACGUUACUUCUCCGAGCAGCGGCGGUUGUGGCCUCAUGCGCUCCAACACAGUCAGCGACUCUGGGUUCGAGUCGGAAGACGAUAGCUCCGCCGAUAGCGUCUUCUCAAGACGGGACGGCGCUCGAUCGCCCAAUAUGUCCGUGUCAUCCGCCUCGACUACGAACUCGCCAGAUGUCUACCGAACAGAAGAAUUCCAUGUCUCAGCAUCGACGGCACACAUUGGGCUUCUUCGCUUGCCCCAGGGUCAGCCUGCAGCAAAAGGCAUGCCUGUUCAUUCUUGUACGAACUGUGAAGGCGUGAGAGCGUCGGAAGCUUGGAGCGUUGUCAGCAUUUUGAAGGAGGAGAACGAGGCAUGGAAACAUCGGGUAGGGGAAUUGGAAGGAGCAUUGGAUGGAUGUUUGGAUGUGGUGGGAAGACUGAGCUGA